Molecule: messenger RNA, 273 nt
Organism: Acaulospora morrowiae
Lineage: Eukaryota; Fungi; Glomeromycota; Glomeromycetes; Diversisporales; Acaulosporaceae
Source: the annotation of a GenBank genome assembly
AUGUCAGAAAAAGAGAAUAAAGUCUGUCGUAAGGAACUCAGUCAAGAUCAGCGAAGUCAAAUUAUCGGUGCUUACUUGUGCGGCGUUAGUCCACUUACCAUUGCAAAAACUUUUGGUUACGCGAAGUCGACAGUAUAUGACACAGUCAAACGUUAUAAAGAAACUGGCUCCAAACACCCAUCUAAACGUCCUGGUCCCCAAAAAAUUCUCUCUGAAUGUGAUGAACGUAUUUUGUCUCGUAUUGCAAAUAAGAAUCGCAAAACACCUCUUACC